GAAACCUUUGUCAUGUUAUUCUUGUGUUAGCAGAAAUGCACGCUAUCUCCCAAAGUGACAGAUGAUGAGGUGUAUUUCUUCAAGAAACCUGUUGUCCCCAGGAAGCAGGAGCCGUCUCCUUUACUAGCCAAGGCGUCAGCCGAGGAGCCGUAUGUCGAGAUGGAGAUCAUCCCAGACACCGUCAGCGAACCCCCUGCAGACACAACCAGCGUCUCCAUAGAGGAACCUCAGACCCCACAGCCUGAGAAGUCUGUCAAGAAGAAAAGUGUUGUUAAACGUGUGCCAAGUGGAUACAUUGUCUUUGCUGGAGAGAUACGCAAAACGUGCCAGCAGGAAAACCCAGACUCUUCCUUUGGGGACAUCAGUAGAAUUGUUGGAACUAAGUGGCGAAGUCUUAGCAAAGAAGACAAGGAGCGUUAUGAAGAAAAGGCAAAGCGACUUGCAGAGGAGCAAGCAGCUAAGCAGCAGGAAGCUGACCGGGCAUUUAAUGAGUCCCUAAAUCAGAAUCGUUCUCAAAGCCCGUGGUCUGAUUAUGGUCGUAGCAUGUCCCCUGGGGCCAACAGCCGCCCCGCGACUCCAGGUGGGUAUAGUGAGGGCAAGAAGAAGAGUCAGCAGAAAGGAGGGUAUACUUCAGGCUAUGCACCUGGCCAUGUGGGCCCAUAUCCCCCUGGGUACCAGUCUCCAGGGUACCCCGGUCAACAUGGGUACCCACCACCACCAGGCUACCCGCCUCACGGGUACCCACCACACCAGCAGGGUUAUCCCCAAUACCCUGGCAUGCGCCCAAUGAUGGGAGCACCUGUUAGCCAAGGUCAGACACAAGCCCUGCCCCCACAGUCUAUCGUGCGAGGGGUGCCGCCAGGUAUCGCCAGGCUCCACCCGUCUCAUCAGUAUGGCAUGCAGCAGGGCGGGGCAUGUCCACAGCCUGGCCAGACUCCGUUAACACAGAUCCCCUCAGCUCCCCACCCCACUAUGUCCCCAGGGUUCUAUCCUGGUCAGCAUCUACCUCCACCUGCGCCACCUCGACCCCCGUCUCCUAUGUUUGUCAGUGUUCCUCCAAGGACCCAAAGACUCCUGCAUUCCGAAGCAUACAUCAGGUACAUUGAGAGUUUGAAUUCAGAGAGCCGCACUGUUGGAGACUUUGAGCGUUCACUCACAGCCACUCAGGAGAACACCCAGCCUAAGAGCACUACCCAGUUACCAACCCAAUGGCUGGGGCAGGGUGCAGGUUAUCACGACAGUGUAGUAACAGCUCUUUGGGCACUCAGAGAUCUCAUGAUGAAGGACACCCUUAAUGUACAACGUACACUCUCCUUUGAUCAGCUGUGAGAAGCACAUGCACAUCUCACAUUGAUGACUCAUGAGUGUGAUCACUUCUUUGCUCAGCCUUGUGCUGCACGUAUUGUGUUUGGACCAGCUUAAAUUAUGUGUUAUUUAAUGAUUAUAGUUCAUUAGUUGGUUAUCUAAGCAUUCAAACUAGUUUCAGAUGUCUGUGCACUGCCACUGAACUCCUAUUCCUGUUCCAAGUCACUGCCCCAUCUAUUUACCAUACAUCUUAGAUAUCAUGCAUUAGUUUUCACUGAACAGGUGACUGUGUGUAUCAGCAGCAGCAUUAUUGUGUUGAGUUUUACUGGUGAAAUUUAUACCCAUGUAAUACAGACACACUGUACAUCAUCUGAUUAUAGUAACUUAUUCAUUUCUGUAUCUUGUUUGGAAGUGAAUGUUUAUAUACGGUUGUGUAGUGAUUGUACAUGUAAGUGUGCUUUUUAGCAGAGGGUUAAGCGGAAAUACUGAUGUAUACUACAUGUAUAAUAUUGUGUGCGAUCAUUAUUGAAAUGAUAGAAAGUUGAGUAGGUGAAUAUGGUACAGUAGAUUUGCAUUUAAAGUACACUAAAUACAGCCAAUUCCAUUUUCCCAUGUGGUAAAGAGCCGAAAGUAUCCAGUUCUGAAAUGUACCCUAUAUUGUCUAGGUUCAUUUGAACAUUUCACAGCAUUUAUUUACCUACAACAUGCAGGUUACAAAAUUAGAAUGUGAAAAAAAAUCAUGUUUUGUGUUGAUGAUUGUUUUGCUAUGUGUUCAGCAUUUUAUGUUAUUAAAUUGUCCAAGUUGAU
This is a messenger RNA of Liolophura sinensis, 2112 nucleotides long. RefSeq names its product protein polybromo-1-like. Gene Ontology annotation, cellular component: RSC-type complex; SWI/SNF complex. The record is from RefSeq and is a predicted model, not a curated record. Gene Ontology annotation, molecular function: chromatin binding. The coding region runs from base 160 to 1329 and encodes 389 amino acids. Gene Ontology annotation, biological process: chromatin remodeling; transcription elongation by RNA polymerase II. The transcript is spliced from 9 exons. Lineage: Eukaryota; Metazoa; Mollusca; Polyplacophora; Chitonida; Chitonidae.